This is a messenger RNA of Aspergillus candidus, 507 nucleotides long. Its product is annotated as cytochrome b5-like heme/steroid binding domain-containing protein. Gene Ontology annotation, cellular component: membrane; intracellular membrane-bounded organelle. Gene Ontology annotation, molecular function: heme binding. NCBI's taxonomy places the organism in Eukaryota, Fungi, Ascomycota, Eurotiomycetes, Eurotiales, Aspergillaceae. Bases 1 to 507 code for a protein of 168 amino acids. The transcript has 3 exons. The record is from RefSeq and is a predicted model, not a curated record.
AUGGACACUUUCACCUUGCAGCAGGUUGCUGAACACAAUACACCACGGAAUGCCUGGAUAGCCAUCCACGGAAAUGUCUAUGACGUGUCUAGUUAUCUCGAUGAUCAUCCAGGGGGCCAGGAGGUGUUGAAAGAGGUCGCUGGAACGGAUGCCACGGAAGAUUUCGACUACGCAGGUCAUUCAGACAAUGCUCAAGGCAAAUUAAACGCAUUGCGGGUUGGAACCCUAGAUAACUGGGUGAAGGUUACAAAGACCGGUACCUCGCUACGAGGCUCCACUCGAAGACUGCUUCCGGGUACAGGCGUCGUGAUGGUUUGUGGCAUUACACUGCUACAUUAUACCUGGAAUAUUGCUGGCAACAAACCUACUGAUAAGGGGAACUGGUCUUGGUCUACAGUAAGUGUGAUAUUCGCGGUCGCUGUGGCUCUUGGGGGUGCUCUAGGAUUGUCCAUCAGGAACAUGUUAUUCAAUCAUGGCAAAGGGGCGUUCCAGUAUCCCCCAUAUUAG